CAUCACUUCAUCCCCGACACUCGCUCUUCCAUCUGCCAAAUCUUUGACCGUGUGGCCUCGAAUAUACUUGAUGCCAACUUCGCAUGGGUAGAUAAUCCCCCAAUAUCUUGCGCUAGAGAACCUGGUUUUGUGACAGUCUAUCUGGACGACUGAUACACGGAAUGAAGAUAUCUGCGGCUCAUGAUUAAAUGCGAGUUACUUCAAAUAUGCGAGCCUUUAUCAAACGCAUUCCUCUUAGUUUUAUUUCUCGAUCUGCCGGCCCGCCUGCAUUCGCCGUUCUGCCGCCGGGGCGCAGGCUUCCUCCCAGGAACAGUGUCCCUCGCUGGAUAUAUGGGAGCACAUCAUCGACGUGCUCAGUCACGGAUGCAAGAUCCUGUUCCCGUGCAUCUAAAACCCCAUAGAUUGCGGCUCUACCGGGGCAUGCGCUCACCUGCACCCCUCUACAAAGCUCUUCUGUUCUCGCGACGUGUUCUCUUCGGCAUUAUACUGUGUAGCUCUCUUGGGAUAGUCCUGUUUGUCUUCGAACUCCAGAUUUUGGCGGAUCCGCCCGAUCUCACGCAGAGUCUGGAUGAACGUUAGCGUCCUGACCUGCUGACCGUCCC
Messenger RNA from Laetiporus sulphureus 93-53, 602 nucleotides. RefSeq lists its product as uncharacterized. The record is from RefSeq and is a predicted model, not a curated record. The coding region runs from base 331 to 579 and encodes 82 amino acids. NCBI's taxonomy places the organism in Eukaryota, Fungi, Basidiomycota, Agaricomycetes, Polyporales, Laetiporaceae. The transcript has 2 exons.